Molecule: messenger RNA, 1607 nt
Organism: Exaiptasia diaphana
Lineage: Eukaryota; Metazoa; Cnidaria; Anthozoa; Actiniaria; Aiptasiidae
Product: putative ATP-dependent DNA helicase Q1
Exons: 2
Coding region: 117-1514 (465 amino acids)
Biological process (GO): DNA recombination
Cellular component (GO): nucleus; chromosome
Molecular function (GO): helicase activity; nucleic acid binding; ATP binding
Source: RefSeq, a predicted model, not a curated record
AUAUCUUUUGCGCAUCCCAAAAAUAUUUGAGUGGGGUGGGAACAUAAAAAAAUUGUUGCCUACAUGUUUCCACACUAGAGUGGACACAAAUACUUUUUUGUAAUAUCACAUUCAAAAUGGCGGUUGAUGACAACUAUUUCACUGAACUUGAAAAGCUUCUUAGUAUUCCUUGCUCAAAUCCUGCUGUUAAGAAUAUAUUUAAAGAAACGAGUAGCGAAAUAAUAUUAGAAGCGAGCUCUCUGUAUGAAUGUGCUUUGAAAGUUGGACAUUUUUGGGCCUCUAUCGGGAAGGUGCGAGACGAAGAUGACGCCGUAUUGUGUAAAUUAUUGGACUUGGAGUCCAACAGUACUUUUAGCUACCAUAUUAAGCUCUGUUUAGGGAAUGUUAAAGCUUCUCUGGUCGAACAGAACUUUGAGAGCUUUCCAACCACCGAUGAAGCGACAAUUCCAACGAAUGCUCAACGAAUACGAAGACAAAAUGGCGGCGAACCAAGCGUGGGUGAGAGAGAUCAAAUCGACGAUGCUUUGCGUCUUUACUUCGGCUACAGCGAGUUUAGACCGUUGCAGCGAGAAACAAUUAUUGAAACCAUGAGUGGCAAAGACGUUAUAGCUAUUCUUGGAACUGGAGGCGGCAAGUCACUCAUGUUUAUGCUUCCCGCGUUGUUGGCAUCUAAACCAACUGUUGUUGUUUCACCAACAAAAUCUCUUAUUGACGACAUGGCAGACCGAGUCGACAUUCAAGCUAGAGAAGAUCAAACUAUUAACUUGCUUCAGUAUAAAUUGAUCUUUUGUACUCCUGAACUUCUACAUUUUUAUUUGAACGAAACUAUAAAGACCCUAGAUGAUAAUAACGACAUCGAAAGAAUAGUGUUUGAUGAGGCUCACACUAUUUCCUCUUGGGGAACGACUUUUCGCCAAGUAUGCAAGGAUGCCUUUGAAAGAGUUGCUGAUUACAAGUGCCCAAAAUUGCUGCUGAGUGCAACAGUUUCUGGUAGAGUACUCAAUGAAUUCAGGCACUCUCUGCCUAACUUAAUAGUCUUGAGACAGCCAAUAUUUAGAGAGAAUCUAACUUUGGAGGCUAAAGAAAGAGGACCAAAUAACAAGUUUUUUAAAGAUUUGACAGAGUUUAUCUUGGACAGGAAAGGAAUGUGUGGUAUCAUCUACUGUGUAACAGCAAGUGAUGUUGGAAAGGUCCAUGGAGAGCUAAGGAAAAAUAACAUUGAUUGUGUGAAAURCCACAGUAAACUUGCAGACGAAGUGAAACGGGUCAGUUUUGAGAAGUGGAUGUCAGGAGACAGCAAUGUUUUGGUUGCAAAUUCCUCUUUUGGAAUGGGCAUCGACAAAGCCAAUGUGAGAUAUGUUGUACAUGCACGUAUCCCCACAUCUGUUGAAGAGUAUUACCAACAGUGUGGCCGUGCUGGACGAGACGGUGAGAGUGCUCUAUGUAGAAUAUACUACAAYUACUCUGACAAAAGUGUUCUUUAUAAGUUAUUCCAGUCCCAAACAUGCAGAUAACUUUGAAAGCCAACGUCAAUCACUCAUUGAUUUGAUUGUCAUGUUAGAAGACACCGUGCAUUGCAGACAUCAAAUGAUCAUGAAAUUCUUUGG